This is a messenger RNA of Drepanopeziza brunnea f. sp. 'multigermtubi' MB_m1, 366 nucleotides long. The record is from RefSeq and is a predicted model, not a curated record. NCBI's taxonomy places the organism in Eukaryota, Fungi, Ascomycota, Leotiomycetes, Helotiales, Drepanopezizaceae.
AUGAGGAUGGUCUUCAUCUUCAACGUCAACUUUCUCGAGUCGCGGGUGCUGAAGCACUGUCUCGAAAGCUUCUACGGAAUUGGCACACAACACUCCUCCCGACUGCUAGCCAAACACUCCAUCUUCCCGGGCGCCAAAGUCGGCGACCUUCCCUCCAAGACGGUGUUGGCCUUGAACGCCGACCUGACCGCUAUGAAGAUCGAGAAUGACCUCCGCCGCGAGGUGCGCAGCAAUAUUGCGCGCCUCAAGGACAUGGGCAGUUAUCGCGGGAGGAGGCAUGCCAUGGGGUAUCCGGUUCGGGGACAGCGCACGAGGAGCCAGAUCUUGACGUCGAGGAAGUUGAAUCGCGUGGAUCGAGCGGGUUAG